CCUACACCUGUCUCGACGAUCUCGCGUUGAGACAGCAGCGCCAUCUUUUUUUUGUGGAGCGCUUACUCUUGCCUUCAGCAGGCGUGAUUAUUCCGUCGUAUUACUCGCAUUUGCCGUACAUUGGUGCAAAAGCAAACGACUGGGGCAGGCGACAAACGCGCUCAGCGGCCUGCCAAGCCCGGCUUUCGCUUGCCGCCAAAAAUCCAGAAAGCGGCCAUCAAAAUUUCUGACUCGAUCGCGCAUCUGGUCUCCACACAACCACCUCAUCGAUCAGCAGGCUCGAUCUUGCCCUCAUCUUAGACAUCGAGCCCAGAAAUAGACAGUUUCUUGUUUUGGCCCACAAAUCGUACCGUAAUCAUGUCGUUGAUAGACAAAGUGCCCGGCGAACUGAACUUGUAUAUUGGCGGGCUGUUUACACUGCAGCGCGUGGAGCAGAUGCGAAAGGCGAACAUCACCCACGUGCUGUCCGUUCUGCGCUACAAUAAGGAAAGCCCGCUGUUUAAACCAUAUAAACAUCUGCUCAUCGACGUGGAUGACGUCGAAGAUGAGAACCUGCUGCAGCAUUUCCCCCAGACCAACGCUUUUAUCCAAGAUGGCCUUGAUGGCGGAGGAGGGGUCUUUGUACACUGUGCGAUGGGCAAGUCCCGGUCAGCAACCUGUGUUGCAGCAUACUUGAUGUCCCGCUAUCAUAUUUCGCCGCAAGAAGCACUGGAACAAAUAAGACUGUCACGACCAAUUGUCGAACCUAACGAAGGGUUCAUGCAACAGCUAGACAUGUAUCAUCGGAUGAAUGCACCUUUGAACGUAGAGGAGUCACCUAUCUACCAGCGGUGGAUGUACCAACGCGAAGUACAACUGAGCAGCGAAUGCGGUAUGGCACCAGAAGCUGAUAAAAUCCGAUAUGAGGACGAGCAUGUGAGCGCCGGCGAUGAGGAAAACGUCGAGUUUGAUAUCAAAUGCAAAAAAUGCCGAAGGACCUUGGCUACCAGUGCAUUUGUGAUACCACAUCAACCGCCUCCGCACAAUGAGCCUUUUCCUCCGUCGUUAACAUGCGCCCACCACUUCAUAGAUCCAUUGUCGUGGAUGCGGAAUGAACUUGGAAAGGGGGAGAUUGAAGGGCGCUUUGACUGCCCAAAAUGUAAAGCCCAGAUAGGCAAAUACUCCUGGAAGGGUAUGAGGUGCAGCUGCGGCAAAUGGGAGACGCCUGCCAUCACGCUGGCCAAGAGCAGAUGUGAUGAAGUGAGAAAGACCAACGUCGGAGGUAUGGGGGUUCGAAGAGGGCCCGGCGUUGGUCUGCCAGCGACUAGAGCUGGGGGUAGAGGAUUGCUGUGACCGAAAGGAGGCUGAGGACGCAUCAUUACGAAGAGAAGUCAUGAUUGCAUUGAUGAUUCCUGCAUUUAGACAAGCGCUGCGACAUGCUUUGAGAUACGCAUAGUUAGAUUCUAAAACGGGUUGAACACGUAAACUGCGAACUUGGGCAGCAUAGAUGAGCUGGUUCGUUUGACGAUAUAUCUAUGCCUUUUUU
This is a messenger RNA of Verruconis gallopava, 1525 nucleotides long. RefSeq lists its product as uncharacterized. Lineage: Eukaryota; Fungi; Ascomycota; Dothideomycetes; Venturiales; Sympoventuriaceae. Gene Ontology annotation, biological process: protein dephosphorylation. The coding region runs from base 358 to 1332 and encodes 324 amino acids. Gene Ontology annotation, cellular component: nucleus. The transcript is spliced from 3 exons. Gene Ontology annotation, molecular function: protein tyrosine/serine/threonine phosphatase activity. The record is from RefSeq and is a predicted model, not a curated record.